Molecule: messenger RNA, 857 nt
Organism: Physcomitrium patens
Lineage: Eukaryota; Viridiplantae; Streptophyta; Bryopsida; Funariales; Funariaceae
Source: RefSeq, a predicted model, not a curated record
CGGGAGGGUGAUGCUGGAACCCUAAACCCCUGGCGAGGCUCGCAGGAUUAACGAACUGGCGUGAUCGCAGUAGCGUCGCCAAUUACGACCCCUUCGCUUGAUUGAAUUGUCGAAUGUGAGCCCUGGUUCAAACCUGUAGCUGAAAUUUGGUUUUGGACAGAAGGGGGAAUCGGAAUUUUCGAGCUUGGAGCAGAGAAGGGUCGGAGUGGCGAGGAGCAAUGGCGGGCGCGAGUCGCCACAUGGCGAGAUCUUUUGCUUCAGUUGCGAGAGCAGGGUUGCGGUUUAAUGGUAGUAAGACAGUCAGGAGUGGUUGCGAAAUGGGUGCAGCAGCUAGAGAAGGAUUAGGCGUUGGAGUUGGAGCGCCUCGACCUGCUGCCUCUCGGAGCUUCUCCUCAUCUGGCUCAUCUUUCAUGCAGUCUCGCACACCGACGUCAUUCUUUGGAAGAUUGCCCAGAGAAAUGGCGUGCGUACUAUCUUUACUGCCUUUGCACAAUGCAACAGCUUCAUCGCAAAUCGUGUCCCAGCUCCGCUCCUCACCAGGCGCUCUUCUUCGGGGACUGUGGAUUAUCGACGAUGUCUGAUAAGCAAUACCCGAGACUUUUCCUCGCUGCGGUUUCUGGCUGAGAACCAUUUGGACCUAGUUUGGAGAGCUGAAGGGUAGUGAAGCUUGAGUAGAACCUAAUAAAGUUCACCAAACACACAAACCAUGGCAGAACUGAAAAUGGGUUUUAGAUGUCAACCUCCACCUCGCCUUCCUAGUAAAUUAUGUGCAGUUGCGGAUUUGUAGAGCAGAGUUGACCUGCACUGAUCUCUCAUGUACUUAUUUCAAACACUUAAUGCAGUUGAUUUUAUACGAA